Messenger RNA from Cuscuta epithymum, 619 nucleotides. The record is from the annotation of a GenBank genome assembly. NCBI's taxonomy places the organism in Eukaryota, Viridiplantae, Streptophyta, Magnoliopsida, Solanales, Convolvulaceae.
UCCAGCCCUAAUAAAUGUGUCGUCUCCAGACCUAAUAAAUGUGUCGUCUCCAGCCCAAUUCUCACACAAACGUAGAUUGCAGGUGCAGCGUAGAGAGAGCAAAGAUGAGUGGAGGAGCAAUAAGGAACAAAGUGCAGAGGAAAUUCAAAAUGAGGGGCUACACUCUCAAAGUGGAUGCCCUGUCGGAGGUCCUCUCGUUCCUUGACCGUUUCCCGUCCGACUCCCACGACGAAGCACUCGACCUCCUUCUGGACGAGCUCCACCACCUUUCCCUGAAAUCUGCGAUUUUGGACAAGGAGCCUGUGCACAAAGUCGUGAGCCUAUUACUGGAAGCAGAAGCUUCCGUCGAGGAAAAUCCUAGCAGCUCCUGCUCCCCUGCAUCAGCGCUUCGAGUCAUUGAUGCAUUUGAUGCCCCAAAAUUGAGAUAUGAUCCAGUCAGGGCCGUUUUUUAGGGGGUUCAAUAGGUUAUCCAGAACAGGGCCCCCGAAUUUAUGGGGCCCCAAAAUUUUAAAUUUCUUUUAGUAUUAUAUAGUACGGAGUAAUAUUAUAUAUUAAUACUAAUAAGUAAAAUACAAUUAGUAAUGAAGAAAAAUAAAGAUGCAUGAUUUUUUCGUUGGUC